AUGCAACAUCCUCAACUUGUCGAAUCACAAGGUCGUGCUUCAGCCGCUUUGAUGAACAAAGGCCACGCUUUCACCGUUUUAGUCGAUCAUGAUGGAGAUUUAGCAAUCACUUCAAUGUCCAACAAUAAUGCGACGACUUCUCUCUCUUCUCCCAACACAAUCAAAGCAUCCAGAUCAAAACUCAUGUCCGCAUUCAAUCAAUCAUCACAGCCUUAUCAAUCGGCCCUCAUUGCCGUCGAAGUUCCAAAUAUGGGACGAAUGGCAAUUCAUCGUAAUGAAGCACUGCAGAUUAAUGGAGUUCAAGAGCAAAGCUCUCGACCAGCCGAUACCGCAAGCAGCAGUGGAAGUAGCAGUAGCAGUGCUGGACUUAGUGCUGAGUCUUUGUCCACCAACCAAACUUCAGUCACACAGCCAGAAGAUGAUACAUUUGACUCAAGUAUUCAUUCAUUCCUAACGGAUCCUCAUUCAGAGAACAAUUCAAAAGAAGGUUUGAAGAGCAGCCAUGAUAGACAUGCAUCACUCUUGGCUAUCAUGCGUGAGGCUACUGCAAACCUACCGCGAAGCACACCAGCACAAUCAUCAAAGACCGCAGCUUUACUGGAUAUCGAUACUCUUUCUAACGAUCGUUAUAAGCCACGCUUAGAAGGUGCAGGAAUGCCAACAUUAAAUUGGCCAGAUUCGAUCGACGGGCCAUGGUCACGAGCUAGUCAACACCUUACAAGUCGUAACGAAAAGAAGAGAAAAGCUAUCCAGCUAUGGCUCGAAGAAGAUAGCGAUGAAGAUACCCCAUCUGAACAGCAAGCUCAACAGCACCCGAUGAUCGCAAAAGUCUUGUUGGAUCGUAAACGACAAGAGGAUAUCAUUCGUGCUUUUGCUUCUUCAGAACAAAGUGCAAUCACGCCUGUCAAACCCAAAAAGCGAGGAAGAAAGCCAUUACUCAAAACAGGAUCUUCCACCACUCCAUCAAAACGCAAACUUGCCAAGUUGCGCAGAUCAAAGGUCUCUACACCAUCUUCAUUACGCCAUCAACACUUGCCCGACUCUGUUUCACCGUCGUCUACCGCUCUCAUGACACCAAGCAGGCGCACCGCAGCAGCAAAUGCGCAAAUUGGAUGUCGAUGUGGUCGCGCAGAUGAUGGAACCCCAAUGAUCUUGUGCGAUGGAUGCAAUUCAUGGUACCACAUGGGCUGCAUGGGCUUAACAGACACAAGCUCGUUGGGAGACGAAGAUUGGUUCUGCAUACUAUGUUGUGAAGUAGCAACUUCAAUCUUAACACCCGGCAGUAGCCUGAGCGGAGGUUUGAUGGUCACACCCUCUUUCCCACGUUCGGCUGCCCUUGCUGGACAACAAAUUCGUUUGAGUCAAGGUCAACUACCCGUCUUUUAUCAAGCAGACGAUACUCCUAUGCAUCUAAGACGAGAUGAUGGCCAUGCACAUGCCUUUUCAUCAGCCCUUGCACUUGCACCCAGUCCGGUUGUACUCUCUGGUACUUCAACCGAUGACCGUAGGGCAAGUCUGGUGGCCGGAAGAGCACGAGCAAACAGAUAUGGCUGGCACUUGGCCGAACAAGGGUCACCCUUGGAGCGUAAAAGCAAUUCCAACAAUUUAGGAGCAUCUCAUCAUAUUCACAAGCGCAACCUGUCUGGAAGCGGAACGAGCGGCAGCAAUUCAAUGCAUGCCUUUACUCAUUCUUCACCUACCCAUCGUCAAAGUCGUACAUUUGCACACGCACAUAGCGAUGGAGAUUUGUACGGUACCUUGAACAGUGCAGGAGGCGAAUCGGCUGGCAUGUCUGCUUAUUUGCGUACACCCAGUCCUCGUUUGAUGUCAUCCACGCCAAAGAGACAACGACAAGCAUCUACUUUUGGUCUUCGAACUGAUCAUCAUGGCGCAAUGGCAGCAGCUGUUCACAGUCAACAUCAAGCACACCGUCGCAGAGAGACGAGUGGAUUACAACGUGAUUUCGAAGAUGUAUUCUCUACACCUUCACGUAUCUUGCACGGUUCAUCUUCAUGGGGACAACAAGCUAGCAUGUUGCGUCAUAAUCGUGAAGAAUCAAAUGCAUCGAUUAAUGGAGGUGCAGGUCUGUCUACCAAUGCAGGAACACCUUGGGGAUUGAGCACCCCAACACGUCAUUUGAUGGAUGCUGGAUUCAAUUCAGACUAUUCGGCAGGCGGUGGUGGUGGUCUGCCAAGUUUGGUCCAUAGUUCCGGUGGAUUGGAUAUGGGAGAAUUUACUGGCUGGCACAAUUUGCAAAACAGUCCAACAAGCAACACACGUGCUGUUCGUCGUGCACGACAAGCAUCCCAUGCUCGUCGUAUUGCAGGCAAUGGAAAUGGUGAAGCUGUUUCAUCUUCUUCAAUGCGUGAAACGACACCUGAACGAGUAUUUGAAUACGAUGCUGGAAGUAGCAGUCCAUUCCCCAAAACACCAACUUUUUCAUCCGAUCCAUAUGCACAUCAUCGUUUACAAUCUUCCAUCACGCCAACUGCUGCAUCUUCACGAACGGCAAAUGGCACUGGUGCAGGAGGAAGGUAUACCACCUUUUCGCCCAUCUCAUCACCCACAACAACCCAUUCCCGUGCCGGAAGGAUGGCAAAAGUUCGUCUUGGAUCCUUGGGCGGCGGCGGCGGCAGUGGAGGCAGCAAUAAUGAAUCAUACCUGAACAAUCGUGGUCGUGAAGCUUUGAACGGAUUACAAGGUCCUGUCGAAUUACGAUCAACGAUUGAACAAUCACCUAAAACAAGAUCUGUUAAAUCUUCAAACGGAUCUACAACAACGAGCAAAGCACGUGGAAGAGACGCUUCUACAGACAUGAUGGCAGGUUUGGGAAUCGGCUUAGAUUUGAACGAUGUAAUCGAUUGGGCUUGA
Messenger RNA from Meira miltonrushii, 2871 nucleotides. RefSeq lists its product as uncharacterized. The record is from RefSeq and is a predicted model, not a curated record. NCBI's taxonomy places the organism in Eukaryota, Fungi, Basidiomycota, Exobasidiomycetes, Exobasidiales, Brachybasidiaceae. Bases 1 to 2871 code for a protein of 956 amino acids. The transcript has a single exon. Gene Ontology annotation, cellular component: Set1C/COMPASS complex. Gene Ontology annotation, biological process: positive regulation of DNA-templated transcription.